Messenger RNA from Amoebophrya sp. A25, 3884 nucleotides. The record is from the annotation of a GenBank genome assembly. Lineage: Eukaryota; Dinophyceae; Syndiniales; Amoebophryaceae.
AGGUUUUGAAUUAUUCGAUCCUGCCCAUUUGCAUUUGCAUUUCCCGGUUUCUUUGUGUUGUGUAUGAUUGAUUGCAGACAAUUGAUUCGAAAAGAAGAACACAAGCAGAUAACAUCUUCCAACUUUGUUCUAGACACCAACAGACCGACUUACAGAAGCAAAGAAAGAUGUCGUCCCGUUUGUUCAGUCGUCCCCACUCUGGAACGAGCGAUGCCGCUGCUGGGCAGGGCACGACAAUGGUUGGUGCGAAGGCCUAUCCUUGCCAAGGCAGUUAUGUGGAGCCCGAUGGAGACUAUGCCAGCUCGCGACCUCCGUUGAUUGAAACAGUGUCUACUUACACUUACCUGAAGAGCGAGCAACGAAAACGACUACAACCGGUAAACAGUUCAGCCGCGAAGGCGACUGAUAAUAGUUGUAGCAGCUUCACCCCGAGUUCAUUUCUUGAAGAAAAUGCUCCCGUGCUUUCUGCGAAUCAGUUCGAAGUUGAUAAAGUAUCAGGCGAGCAGCAUGCCUUCGUAGAAGAUGAUGCUUGCGUUCCUGCUGUAGUCGCGCAGGUCUUGAAGUAUCCAUGCACGCAGAGAACGACCACGACGCUUCCGCGACCAAUAGAUCUGAGUCUCUAUCGCGGUCUACGCUUGCUCGCAAAAGACGCCUCCAGUGCGACUGCGACCAUGAUAAUGGCGGGAAUGGAUUUUGGCCCUACAUUUCCGUCAACGAAAGCAGUCUUCUUCGAGCUGAAUGCGGAGCUUGUCGGUGUCUUAGGAAUACCUGAGAUAGGCGACCACUUGUUGGUACAUGAGGAGGUGAUCGGCAAUGGGGAGGACCAUGAUGAUUUUCUUAAGAUUUAGUAGCAGCAUAUAAAAAUAUUUUUGAUGGUUACUUAAUACACACUCAGAGAUACAACAUAGCAGGACGAGGAUGUUUGAUCCGUUUGAAACUACCUUCAUGUGCUUACUAGAAUCUGGUCUAAUGGGGGCCUUUUGCGAUCUCGUUUCGUUGCAACGGCCUUGGUGCUCAGGCUGUUGCGCGUGUUUGAGGCUGCAGCGGAGGAGCAAGCGGCGUUGCGACCACCUGGAAAAGAUACGAAGGGCAAAAAGGGAAAAGGCAAGGGUAAAGUGGUCAAAGGAGAGAAUGGAGAGUUCUUGAUAUCUACGAAAGGGAAAGAUAACCGGCCCCACUGGCACUCAAAAGAUGGAGAGAAAUCGCACCACAGCUAUGGGCCCACGUACCACAAGCAGUCGUCGACGUCGCUUUUUUCUUCCUCAACAUCAAUUGCAGUAGACGAUAAUGGCCUCCCUCUAGAGGAUACUCCGAGCGCACGCAAAAUGCUUUAUGCUGCCGCAUUGAACUUCUCCUAUCGCGCUUGCCGCAUACUCAUCGAGAAGGACCACAAAGAAGAACAACAGGGAACAUCCGAUAUUACCCGCGACAAUUUUGAUUAUGAAAUUACACGUGAUGCACUUGCUUAAUUGAAAAUGUCCUCGCGACACCCCCAACGUCAAGCGCAUAAUGUGAAUAAGAUCCUACCAGGCACCUGGUGAUCCUUUCAGAGCAGGUCUUAUUCAGAUGUUCGGACAUGGGUACAAGAACGAAGUUUUUAUGUAUUUGAUAAACAAGACAGCAUAGGGGAAUAACCACCAUCGGCGCACUUUCUUACGGCUCGUCUAAUGUGCGCAGCGACUACACGAACAUAACUUGUCCCAGUUACAUCGAAGUUUACGUUCUCUUGACCAUUUUUUGGGCAAAAUGUCCCUCUUGAGGGUAGUGGAUAGCGCUCUCGCGCAAGGUCCGAUCAGUGGCAAGACAUCACCCGCGUCAAUUCGAUGGUCGCAAUUCGGCAUGUGGCACCUUCUCGCACCGCAUAUGAUGAGCCCUCUACCAAGAAGACCUGGGGGAGACGCUAAUGAAAGGAAAGAUCUAGAGUUUAUCGUGUUGACACCUCGCUUUUUCUUGGUGGAUUUAGCCUGUAGUGCCGAUUCCUCACCGUUCAGCAUUGAGAAGCAGAUGCCGCUUGUGGUGGACGACCGGGGGCGCGUUUUCAUCGGUCAAUGGGAUAAAUUCGACGAUCGAGAGUACCAUGACGGUAUGCGACAAGGCUAUCAUUUUGAGUCACAGAUAUUGGCAGACCACGAAGGAACUCCUGGUGCACGCACUCAUUUGCUAACAACACUGACUUUUCCGCAAAGUGGAGUGCGGUGUGUCUAUUCUUGCGCGCCUGAUUUCGCGAUCAAGGAAAAGCUGGAUGAACUUGGCAAUUCACAUCCUGGCCAGGGAAAAGCUGACAGCUUGGAGAGUUUCUCAUACUGGUGUGCUGUUUCGAGAGAGCGGGAGCAAGUUUCCGAUGCGGAUAUGUCCAUGAAACGAAAAGAGAUGCUUGAUUGGGUAAAAACAGGCCUUGUUUCAAACAGAAAAGAUUUCGAUAGGACCGAAAGGACAGCCUCGAGCAGUUCCGCGACGUCGGCAACAAUUGACAAUACCAUCGAUAGCACGUAUCAGAAGGACGAGAAGCAUGACGUCCGCAUGGAAAUUGGAGGGUCUGGGACAGCUUCAUCGUUUACAGCAGGCGGUAUACAGAAUACCACUCGCAGCACUGUCAAUGUGUGGAGGCGAAACGCCGAUAACAGCGGAACGGCUACUGCCCAGCAUUUACCAAGUGGUGUAUUUGGGGAACUCAAGAAAACUACACACUUAUUUGGCCGCGGAGGAGCGAUCAAGAAGCUAAAGUUCUGGCUACAAGCCUACCUGUUAAGGCUUUCGCGGAGGUGGUUAAUUUGGUGAUCAUCGUUUCCUGAGCAGUAUAUCCAUGUACACAUUGCUCUUCAAUAAGAACCAAGAAUGGGAAUAAACUGCGUCUUGUUCUUCUCAUCCUUCUCAGCAUGCGUUCUGAUGAAAUUCAGUUGAGUACUUAACUACAAAAAUUGAAAUUCAAAUUGAACUAUCCUCAAUAUCCGAAGAGUAACUGUAGUCUAAGCUUGGGUGGCAUCGACGUCGUCGCAGUUGGGCUAAACGACCGAAACAGAGCAGAUGUGGUAUCGGAACUCUCGUGCUUCCGAACCGAGGAAUUGGUUGAAGAUGGAACGAAAAAGCGCACCUUGGCUCGGUUAGAGGACAUGCUGAUUUAAGGCUUUCCAAUUUCAAGAAGUUUUUGACGUUCACGUCUUCUAAGCCGCUUGAUAUUUGUUUCUCCGCUUCCUAUACGAAUACUUACUUGCAUAGUUCGUUUUAUUCAUUCUAUGACAACUAGCAGGGUGGGACGAUGGUGGAAGGAUUCCACCAAUGGCAUACUUUGUUUUCAAGGACACCUUGAGAAAGGGACAGGUUGUAUGCAUACUUAUGUAACUUCUAGGAAAGUACAGGGCAAGAAUUGAAAUCCUUUAAUUUACGUGGCUGAAGGAACAACUUUUGCGGCAUAAGGAGCAUGCUGUAAGUGGAGGCGUCUACACCUUCAAAGUACUAAAAGACGGAAAUUUCGCCAGGGAAGUGCGUUUAGAGCUCCACUAUCACAUAAAUGAAGCUGUGCCAUCUUUCAUUCGGAAUGUUUUCCUGGACAAGAAUGCGACCACCUAGUAGUAGAGUUACGUUCCUACAGCUCGUGCUCGACCUUAAGAGUUCACUAGUUACCUCACGAAUAGCUGUAUCAAUCGGAUUUGCGUGGUAGUUAUAGCAAAAGUUGAAAUGAACCCUAGUCAAACUACGCGUUUAGGUUUACUUUUCUACUCGAUCCUCCCAGGCCCCAGAUUGAAACUUCGACUUGAGCUUUCCUGGUAGUUUCCUGAAACCAACACAGAGAGCCAAGACUAUUUUGUGAUUUCAAGAAAAUGAAACUCCUGUGAGGAUGAUCCCCAAUUGAAAAGUUACUCGGUUUCCCCGAUUGUACACCACCC